Molecule: messenger RNA, 774 nt
Organism: Engraulis encrasicolus (European anchovy)
Lineage: Eukaryota; Metazoa; Chordata; Actinopteri; Clupeiformes; Engraulidae
Product: RING finger protein 225
Exons: 2
Coding region: 1-774 (257 amino acids)
Biological process (GO): protein ubiquitination
Molecular function (GO): ubiquitin protein ligase activity
Source: RefSeq, a predicted model, not a curated record
AUGGAUCCAGAGCCAGAGGCUGACCCUGAUGCUGAGUCUCGACCUAGGAGCGACGCUGAGCCCAGGGACAGCAACCAGCAACAGCAGCAGCAGCAGCAGCAUGCUGCCACUGACACCAUCCCAGCAGCCACCCCCACGUCUCCCUCCCCGGACGGUGACGGUGACGACGACGAAGACGCGCCCGACCUGGAGUGCGCCAUCUGCUUCAGCGAGUUCAACAACGUCUUCCGCACGCCCAAGGUGCUGAGCUGCCGGCACACCUUCUGCCUGGAGUGCCUGGCGCGCAUGAACAUCAAGUCGGCGCAGCCCGACUCCAUCCAGUGCCCGCUGUGCCGCGGCUUCACCCCGCUGCCCAGCCUGGGGCUGCCCAAGCUGGCCAACGACUCCACCGUGCUCUCCUACCUCCCCGCCGCCAUGCAGCGUGUCUACAGCAUCCGCUUCAGCCGCAGCAAGGGGCGCCUGCAGGUCAAGCGGCCCGCCGAGAUCGACCCGGCCCUGGCCGCCGCCAGCAACACCGUCAGCCACUCCCUGGACGUGGGCCAGCCCUCGGGGAGCGGCGGCGGGGGGAGGAGGGGGCGGGGUGGUGGUGGUGGUGGUGCUGGUGGCGGCGGCGGAGGGGCAGGGGGCCAGAGGAGCGGGCUGCUGGGGAGGCUGCAGAGGGUGAUGCAGCAGCCGGCGUGCAGGGUGUUCAUCAUGAUCGUCACCGUGCUCAUCAUGGUCAUGCUGACGGUGCUGGUCAUCUUCCUGCUGGCUAUGAGGAACGGAGAGGGCUAG